GGCGAUCCGAGCGAGCGGCCGGCGCCUGGCUGCGCUCCAGCGCGCGGAGGGGCUCUAGGUGCGCAAUUAAUGGCGGCAUUUAGUUUCUACGUCGCUGUUAGUUGGCGGAGGGGAGAAAAGGUCGGCGGGGCGGUGGCCGUGGACGGGGCGACCAGCAGCGCGCCGGUAGGGGCCUGCCAGGGACCAGGGGGCGUUCCGUCUUGAGAACACUGGCUGGCACUCUGGAAGAGUGGAAGUGUUACCACAGCAGCUUGUGCCGCUUGCGCUCGCACUGCCCCUCGUGCUCGUGGGUCCUGCUAGAGCUAGACCAGCUGAGAGACGAUAGAUUUCCUCCCGACACCGCGUCGCAGCCCCCAUCGCUCUCUCUCGCUGGCGCAGUGACGUGCCCGUGAGCUUCUCGUCGAUCCAGGAAAGACGUGCUCCUCGCUCUCCUUGUCCUCGGCGGCAAGAUGGGCCGGGGGCGCGGCGGCGCCUUUUCUUGCUCAAUGCUGGACUUGCUGGUCUUGUCGGCGCUGCUACCGUUCGCCGCCUCGCAGUCGCCGUCCUCGCUUCUGUCGCCGGCUCAGAGCGCGUCGCGGCCUCCGACGGCGCCGUCCGCGAGACCGUCGUUCCCAUCGCCUGCGGCGCCAGCGCCGAGGCUGUCACGGCCUCCAGCCCCGCCGGCCGCGAAACCGUCGUCUCCACCGCCCGCGGCGCCAGCUGGGAAGCCGUCGCCAUCUCCCAGGCCGGCUCCAACGAGGUCUCCGGCAGUGGCGACACCCGCGCCAAGAGCGUCGCCUGCAGCCUCGCCAGCUCCAAAGCCAUCCUCUCCUCCACCUAAAACGGCGCCGGCUCCAAAACCAUCCCCGUCCGUGGCGCCGGCGCCAAGGCCAUCUCCUCCACCUGUCACACCGGUACCACCAGCUCCAAAGCCGCCGCCACCGCCGCCGCCGCCACCGGCUCCGCUGCAGCCUCCGUCGAACUCCACGCCGACGACGUCCUCCGCAUUGGGCCAGCUCUCGCCCAGCUUCUACGCGCAGUCCUGCCCGGACGUUGAGCUGGCAGUGAGGGACGUCGUUAGGUCGGCCUCCACCCUGGACCCCUCCAUCCCCGGCAAGCUUCUUAGGCUGGUCUUCCAUGACUGCUUCGUCGAGGGAUGCGAUGCAUCGGUGCUGAUACAAGGUAACGGUACCGAGAGGACGGAUCCUGCAAACCUCUCGCUUGGUGGGUUCAAUGUCAUCGAUGCAGCAAAGAGGUUGCUUGAAGCUGUGUGCCCUGCGACUGUUUCUUGCAGCGACAUUGUCGUCCUCGCCGCAAGAGAUGCUGUUGUGUUUACUGGAGGACCGGCUGUGCCUGUCGCGCUGGGAAGACGAGACGGCCUCGUCUCGUUGGCAUCCAACGUCCGAAGAAACAUCAUCGACACGGGCUUCUCCGUGGACGCCAUGGCGGCCAGCUUCACCGCCAAGGGGCUCACCUUGGACGACCUCGUCACUCUCUCAGGGGGGCACACCAUCGGGUCGGCGCACUGCAACACGUUCCGGGAGCGGUUCCAGCAGGUGGCGAACGGGAGCAUGACGCCGGUCGACGGGUCGAUGAACGCCGACUACGCGAACGAGCUGAUCCAGGCGUGCUCGGCGAACGGCACCGUGCCGGCGGGCACGGCCGCCGUGGGCUGCGACUCCGGCUCGGCGUCCGUCUUCGACAACACCUACUUCGCGAACCUGCUGGGCGGGCGGGGCCUGCUGCGCACGGACGCCGCGCUGGUGCAGAACGCGACGACGAGGGCCAAGGUGGCGGAGUUCGCGCAGAGCCAGGACGGCUUCUUCGCGAGCUGGGCCAGCUCGUACGCCAGGCUCACCAGCCUCGGCGUGAAGGUCGGCGCCGACGGCGAGGUCCGGCGGACCUGCUCCAGCGUCAACGGCUGACGAGGGGGCGGGGGAGGCUGCAGAAACUUAUGUUGUAGUUGUAGAGCAAGGAAAGGUGAGGUGAGGUGUGGUGUCGGCUAGUUCUUGUUCUUGGCCCGGCGAUGCUUCGGUGGGUGAGCGAGGUGUUGCCGUGUAGCCGGCGUCACCGUUUUUAGUGAAAGGAGCGAAAAGAAAAUGCAGAAACCUGUGUAGAUGACGUGCCUGAUCUGCGUCUGCAACCAAGGGCAUAGUUCACUCAUGACGAUGGACACUGUACUUUGACCUGAUAAAUGACAUAGCAAGCGAGGCGAACGUGCUUACGCGGUUC
Zea mays is the source of this 2211-nucleotide messenger RNA. Its product is annotated as Peroxidase superfamily protein. Bases 450 to 1904 code for a protein of 484 amino acids. Gene Ontology annotation, biological process: response to oxidative stress; hydrogen peroxide catabolic process. NCBI's taxonomy places the organism in Eukaryota, Viridiplantae, Streptophyta, Magnoliopsida, Poales, Poaceae. Gene Ontology annotation, molecular function: peroxidase activity; heme binding. The record is from RefSeq and is marked validated. The transcript has 4 exons.